AUGAAAGUCUGGGCCUUUGCUGGACCGAUGUCUCCCGGAGAAGCUGCAGACUUCCGAAAGAAGUGGAAGUCGCCAACAAUGCCAAAACUCAACCACAGUGUUCGGGAGAAUCACAAGAUCUUGGAUGGGGAGCGAGGAUUUGAACGAUUUGGCCGGGAGCUAGCAGACUGUCAUUCAACUUCCUGGCAAGAAUACUGGCCUUUUCUGGAUGCAUUCGCUGAUCUGCGUUCUGAAGAGGGGCUUGACAAACUGAACCUUUUCUUUCACAAACAGGAAGUCAUACAUUUUGUUCAGGCACUUCUCAGGGGAGAAAACUUUGUACCUGCUGAACAGUACACAGUCAAUAACGAGUUUAUAUUAGAUCAAGACUUGUCCGAGCUUGAAGAGAGUGAGGACGAAAAUGAUGGUUACUUUUCUGCAGAUAGUCAUUCAUUCAGUGAGGAUGACAGCUCAGAUGUUAGCAGCAGCAUUGCUGGGGAAAGAAGUGCGGGUUCUUCGAGCAUCAAUACCUCUCGAGGUAUGUUCUUCUCUCUGUGGGGUGGCGUUGUAAAAUUAAUUAAAAAGCUCACACCUAGUUUUGGCAGGCAUGAACAGAACGGGAACAGUUUGUCUUGUGCUCCAGUUACAAAUGCAGAAGAACAAUCUCAGCAGUCUUCUGUCACCAGUCUAGAAUCUCCAACUUCCCCAUGUAACAAUCAUACAGAUAGUGAAUCUUGUGAAAGUAAUCAGACAGAUGUGACAGCCAGUUUCACAAUGCCUGAUGACACCACACAGACACAACAAGCAGUGACAUUGUCUUGUACAAAUGGAGACACACAGCUUGAUGUGCAGAUCAAUGAUUUAGGAAAUUCUAGUUUUCAGUGUCAGGAACAUGUGCAUAGGGUCACUGACAGCCUUUCAGGUGAACAAUGUGUUGUGUCAGAAGAAGCAGACAUGGACUUAUCUCGAACUCCUGAGAAAUGGAAGUACAGAACUCUUGGAAAGAGUUUGAUAUCGGAUUCACCAAGUCCAGAGAAAGCAUUCUCUGACAAUCUUUCUCCAUCCUCUGACCAAGAUGAGGUGUCUCCAGCUUAUCCGCAACCUAGAAAUGGACAUAGACUGAAUGUAGAUUCCUUGGACUCCCCACAAGACAGAGCCCUGUCCAGCAAACAGAAUUCAUGUGAAGCUCAUCUAGAUGACAGUUUUAAUACCAAAAUGGACACCUUCUCUACCACCUUGCAGAAGUUUACCAUACUCUCACCAACAGCCUCUCCAGCAAUGUCUGCUACAAACACAUCUUCAGCUCCGUCCAGCAUACUCACUGAAGAACCAUGUGUUCACAUUUUCACUGGUAAAAUGUUUUCUAAGUUUGUGUCAGAACUAAAGUCCAGAAAGUAUACAAGUGCUGCAAAAGAAAUACCAGAAGAUCCAUCUGAGCUGCCCACAGUUUUUAUAAGACAAGCUGAUGAUAACUCUGUACUGGCAGACGUCUUUCUUCCCAUGCCACAGAGAGCAGAAGAUUCAUGGUUAAAACCCCGAGGACGCAUUCUGGAUGAACUCACCCAUAAAGAAGUUAUAAAAAAUGUGUGGGUAAACUUCCUGGUUGUCUUCCCUACAUCUGAUGGAGCUAACAGAAUCCUGAGUCUUUCAGAGGAUGCAGUUGUUUGUGCAGUGGUUGAGGGGGUGCAGGACGACAAAGACACCUACACCUUCAGCAGCACUGGGAAAGUAGAUUCACAGAGCUUGACAUAUUUGUUUUUAACAAGUAAAGAUAGUCUUGUGGACUCCAAAAACACAUUCACAUUGUUUGUGAGGAUAGUCAGGAGUGCCACACUCCCUGUCAGGGAUGUUUUUAUUUGUGGGCUGCCUAGUCCCUCAAGAGUUUUGCGGUCAGAAAGAAGAGAACCCCCACCGCUGAGUCCAUUAGUCAGUACACCAGUGCGGCCAAUCAGGCAGCCAGAAAUGGUUGAUUCCUCAUCUGCAGGACAGGCACACAGUGACUCGGUUGUGAGGAACUUGUUUAAUAGCUGA
Molecule: messenger RNA, 2010 nt
Organism: Candidula unifasciata
Lineage: Eukaryota; Metazoa; Mollusca; Gastropoda; Stylommatophora; Geomitridae
Source: the annotation of a GenBank genome assembly